GGGGCUCGGCCAGCCAAGGCUGGGAUCGGGAACCGGCAGCGGGAAGCGGCCGCCGCCCGGGCAGCCCGAGGCUAGGCAGGGCGAAGCCAGGCGGGGCGGGGCUGGGCGCCACGGGAAGGGGAGGCCGGGCUGCCUUGGGACCGACCGACCCGAGCCACUCUCGCAACGCCAGCCACGAUGGGGCUGGAGACCGAGAAGGCUGAUGUGCAGCUCUUCAUGGCCGAUGACGCCUACAGCCACCACAGUGGCGUCGACUACGCAGAUCCCGAGAAGUAUGUUGACUCCAGUCACGACCGGGAUCCUCACCAGCUCAACUCGCAUCUCAAGCUAGGCUUCGAGGAUCUGAUUGCAGAGCCUGAGACUACACAUUCCUUUGACAAAGUGUGGAUCUGCAGCCAUGCCCUCUUUGAAAUCAGCAAAUACGUGAUCUACAAGUUCCUGACGGUGUUUCUGGCCAUCCCCUUGGCCUUCAUUGCGGGUAUCCUGUUUGCUACCCUCAGCUGUCUGCACAUCUGGAUCCUAAUGCCUUUUGUGAAGACCUGCCUCAUGGUCCUGCCUUCCGUGCAGACAAUAUGGAAGAGUGUAACAGACGUUGUCAUUGGCCCAUUGUGUACAAGUGUUGGACGCACCUUCUCAUCUGUCAGCAUACAACUGAGCCAUGACUGACCACUCAGACCCCAGGUCCAAACAUUUGGAUACUGUACAACUUUGUUGAUGUAACGCGAAAGCACUACUGUUCUGCUCACUUCCCAACUCUUAUAAUUAUUCUUAAGAUGGGUUUAUCGAUGUUGGCUGACAGAUCUUUACAAAUAAUGAUUUCCCCACUAAAAGCCAAGGAUUCUAUAUCUAAUUCUAUGUCUUGUAUAACAAGAAUCAGCAACACGCAAUGUAAGAACAGAUAGCUUUUCACUUUAGGAAGAAACAUACACUUGUAGUGAUGACUUGAUAGUCAAGGACAACUUCCUCAGACAUUAGAGUAAUUUUGUGCCUAACUGCCCAUAAAAUAAGGUAUUUCUUAUUUUCUAUUACUUUAGGAGUAGUGCUCUUAAAGCUACUUUUCCAGACAUGUUCAUAAGGCUAGCUAGGGGCAAUAUAUUCCAAGAUUCUAGAAACUGUGUGCAUAGACUUAUGAUACAAAAGCACAUACUUAUGGUAAUAACUAUCAAAUAUAAUAAGGCAGAAAAAUGUGAAAAUGUGUUCCUCUGCAAUAUUAUUAGCCUGC
Molecule: messenger RNA, 1222 nt
Organism: Grammomys surdaster
Lineage: Eukaryota; Metazoa; Chordata; Mammalia; Rodentia; Muridae
Gene: Cav2
Product: caveolin 2
Exons: 3
Coding region: 178-666 (162 amino acids)
Biological process (GO): insulin receptor signaling pathway; caveola assembly; positive regulation of MAPK cascade
Cellular component (GO): Golgi apparatus; cytoplasmic vesicle; caveola
Molecular function (GO): molecular adaptor activity; protein kinase binding
Source: RefSeq, a predicted model, not a curated record